Messenger RNA from Neogale vison (American mink), 6983 nucleotides. RefSeq names its product sortilin related VPS10 domain containing receptor 1 (gene SORCS1). The coding region runs from base 1 to 3507 and encodes 1168 amino acids. The record is from RefSeq and is a predicted model, not a curated record. NCBI's taxonomy places the organism in Eukaryota, Metazoa, Chordata, Mammalia, Carnivora, Mustelidae. The transcript has 26 exons. Gene Ontology annotation, biological process: post-Golgi vesicle-mediated transport. Gene Ontology annotation, molecular function: protein binding. Gene Ontology annotation, cellular component: Golgi apparatus; membrane.
AUGGGAAAAGUUGGCGCCGCCGGCGGCUCCCCGGCCCGGCUGAGCGCGCUCCUCGCCGGCGCGGGGCUCUUGGUCCUCUGCGUCCCGGGCGCCUGCGGCGGCGGCUCCUGCUGCCCCCAGCUGCCCCCCGGCUCGGCCCGACGCUGGCCUCCGACCCCAGGGGGCUUCCUUCGCCAGGGGCCGCGAGGCAGAGCUGCUGCCACGCCCCUGCCCCUCCUCGGGCGCCCCCUGUUCGCAGUGGCCCCCGGAGACCGAGCGCUGUCCCUGGAGCGGGCCCCCGGCACCGGGGCGUCCGUGGCGGUCGCCCCACGCUCUGGCCGGCGGAGACGGAGCGAAGCGGAUCCCGGCAAGGCAGAACGGGGAGAGGGCGCGAGUCGAAGCCCCCGGGGAGUGCUAAGGGAUGGAGGGCAGCCGGAGCCUGGGACUUUGGAGCGGGACCCGGACAAAGCCACUCGCUUCCGGAUGGAGGAGCUGAGACUGACCAGCACCACGUUCGCGCUGACGGGCGACUCCGCACACAACCAAGCCAUGGUCCACUGGUCUGGCCACAACAGCAGUGUGAUUCUCAUUUUGACAAAGCUCUAUGACUAUAACCUGGGGAGCAUCACUGAGAGCUCGCUUUGGAGGUCAACUGAUUAUGGAACAACUUAUGAGAAGCUGAAUGAUAAAGUUGGACUGAAAACAAUUCUAAGCUAUCUCUAUGUGUGUCCUACCAACAAGCGUAAGAUUAUGUUACUCACAGACCCGGAGAUUGAGAGCAGCUUACUCAUCAGCUCCGAUGAGGGGGCCACCUAUCAAAAGUACCGGCUCAACUUCUACAUCCAAAGCUUGCUUUUCCACCCCAAGCAGGAAGACUGGAUUCUGGCAUACAGCCAAGACCAGAAGUUAUACAGCUCUGCUGAAUUUGGGAGAAGGUGGCAGCUUAUCCAGGAAGGGGUCGUACCUAACAGGUUCUACUGGUCUGUGAUGGGGUCAAAUAAGGAACCAGAUCUUGUGCAUCUUGAGGCCAGGACUGUAGAUGGUCAUUCACAAUACCUGACUUGCCGAAUGCAGAACUGCACCGAGGCCAACAGAAAUAAACCUUUCCCAGGCUACAUUGACCCAGACUCUUUGAUUGUCCAGGAUGAUUACGUGUUUGUUCAGCUGACGUCAGGGGGACGGCCACAUUACUACGUGUCCUACCGAAGGAAUGCCUUUGCCCAGAUGAAGCUGCCCAAAUAUGCUCUGCCCAAGGACAUGCAUGUCAUCAGCACGGAUGAGAAUCAAGUGUUUGCAGCGGUUCAAGAAUGGAACCAAAAUGACACCUACAACCUCUAUAUCUCGGACACACGGGGGGUCUAUUUUACACUGGCCUUGGAGAACGUUCAGAGCAGCAGGGGUCCAGAGGGCAACAUCAUGAUCGACCUCUAUGAGGUAGCAGGGAUAAAGGGAAUGUUCUUGGCUAACAAGAAGAUUGACAACCAAGUGAAGACUUUCAUCACGUACAACAAAGGCCGAGACUGGCGUUUGCUGCAGGCGCCAGACACGGAUCUAAGGGGGGACCCUGUGCACUGCUUACUGCCCUAUUGUUCACUACACCUUCACCUUAAGGUCUCUGAGAAUCCCUACACAUCAGGGAUCAUUGCCAGCCGAGACACAGCGCCCAGCAUCAUAGUGGCUUCAGGUAAUAUAGGUUCUGAAUUAUCAGACAGCGACAUCAGCAUGUUUGUCUCGUCAGACGCAGGGAACACCUGGAGGCAGAUCUUUGAAGAGGAGCACAGUGUUUUAUAUCUGGACCAAGGUGGAGUCCUGGUGGCUAUGAAGCACACGUCGCUCCCGAUUCGACAUCUCUGGUUGAGUUUUGAUGAAGGGAGAUCUUGGAGCAAGUACAGUUUCACAUCUAUUCCACUUUUUGUGGAUGGGGUUCUGGGUGAGCCUGGGGAGGAGACUUUAAUCAUGACCGUGUUUGGACACUUCAGCCACCGCUCCGAAUGGCAGCUGGUCAAGGUGGACUACAAGUCCAUUUUCGACCGACGGUGUGCCGAGGAAGACUACAGACCCUGGCAGCUGCACAGCCAGGGGGAAGCAUGCAUCAUGGGAGCAAAAAGGAUAUACAAGAAACGAAAAUCAGAGCGUAAGUGUAUGCAAGGGAAGUAUGCAGGAGCUAUGGAAUCUGAACCCUGUGUCUGCACAGAGGCUGAUUUUGACUGUGACUAUGGGUAUGAGCGACACAGCAAUGGUCAGUGUCUUCCAGCAUUUUGGUUCAACCCGUCUUCUCUGUCCAAGGACUGCAGCUUAGGACAGAGUUAUCUCAACAGUACUGGGUAUAGGAAAGUGGUUUCCAAUAACUGCACGGACGGAGUGCGAGAACAGUACACCGCCAAACCGCAGAAGUGUCCCGGGAAGGCCCCGCGGGGGCUGCGCAUCGUGACCGCGGACGGAAAGUUGACAGCGGAGCAAGGGCACAACGUUACUCUCAUGGUGCAGCUGGAAGAGGGUGACGUCCAGAGGACACUCAUCCAAGUGGACUUCGGUGACGGCAUUGCGGUGUCUUACGUCAACCUCAGCUCCAUGGAGGACGGGAUCAAACACGUCUAUCACAACGUGGGCAUCUUCCGAGUGACGGUGCAGGUGGACAACAGUCUGGGCUCUGACAGCGCCGUCCUGUACUUACAUGUAACUUGUCCCCUGGAACACGUACACCUGUCUCUUCCUUUCGUCACCACAAAGAACAAAGAGGUCAACGCAACGGCAGUGCUGUGGCCCAGCCAAGUGGGCACACUCACUUACGUGUGGUGGUACGGAAACAACACGGAGCCUCUGAUCACCUUGGAGGGGAGCAUAUCAUUCAAGUUUACUUCUGAAGGGAUGAACACCAUCACAGUGCAGGUAUCAGCUGGGAAUGCCAUCCUGCAGGACACGAAGACCAUUGCGGUGUACGAGGAGUUCCGAUCCCUUCGCCUGUCCUUCUCUCCGAACCUGGAUGACUACAACCCGGAUAUCCCCGAGUGGAGGAGGGACAUCAGCCGAGUCAUCAAAAAGUCCCUGGUGGAAGCCACAGGCAUCCCAGCCCAGCACAUCCUGGUGGCGGUGCUCCCUGGCUUGCCCACCGCGGCGGAGCUCUUUGUCUUGCCCUAUCAGGAUCCGACUGGAGAAAACAAACAGUCGACUGAGGACCUGGAGCAGAUAUCAGAACUGCUGAUCCACAAGCUCAACCAGAACUCGGUGCACUUCGAGCUGAAGCCUGGGGUCCAAAUCCUUGUCCAUGCAGCCCACUUAACAGCAGCCCCGCUGGUGGACCUCACUCCGACCCACAGUGGAUCCGCCAUGCUGAUGCUGCUGUCGGUGGUGUUCGUGGGGCUGGCCGUGUUUGUCAUCUACAAGUUUAAAAGGAGAGUAGCUUUACCCUCCCCUCCCUCCCCUUCUACUCAACCUGGUGACUCAUCUCUCCGAUUGCAAAGAGCAAGACACGCCACUCCACCUCCAACGCCAAAGCGGGGAUCUGCUGGGGCACAAUUUGCAAUUUAAGGAAAACCCCCAAAGGCUACAGGCGACCUGCUGAUCAGGAAAGAAUUUCGCUCUUGUCAAGUACACCAUCCUUCAUGACCACUAACUCUAUGUUUUUUUUCUUUCCUUUGUUGUUCUGUUUCCUAUUUUGCCAGGAAGUAUUUCCAUAGUUGCUGAGAAUCAAAGCACAAAAGAAAUCCCUACCUAUGUAAAUGUUUGAAUGGAGGACGCCAGUAAAAACAAAAACAAACAAACAAAUAAAAUAAAAACAAUCAAAAUCCAAACAAACAGACAGACAAACAAACACUCACUGCAUCGGGACUUUUUAAUUCUUCAGACACAGACAACAAGGGUUUUUAGCUUUAAGCCUGUGCAUGUGGACAAUACCUUGAGAACAUGCUUGGAGGGGCAGUGUACAGGUGCUCUAUUUUAAUGGAAAAACACUCCCCUCCCCUUUCCUCUUCUCUCUCUUUUUUCUGAUCGGUCGUGUUUGUAGAAAAUUCAUAACAUAUAGAGGCCAAGGAAAUCUGCAUGUGUUUUUGGAAAUAUUCUUGGCCCUAGAUUUAACACCAAUUUUAGCCCUAGAGGCCGAUGGGGGGAUUAGCCGCCCCAGCCCCUUUCAUAAGACACAAGGACAUGCACAGGAGUGUGAAACCCUGAGCUGUUUCUCUGUCCCACUUUCCUCAUUGCCAGUUUCUUUUCUAAGUUAUCUCUGGUAGCUCCGGGGGGCCAGCAGUGGCCACCAGGCUGCUUGUGUUUUGCAUUCUGAGCGGCCACAGGGAUGAAGGAGCGAGGUCAAGUUCCACGUACGCAGGCAGAGUAGGGAAAGCCGGCUGCGGGGGCAAGCAUGUCCGAAGUGGAUCUCUGUUUCCUGUCCACCCCUUCCCAUCACAAAGGCUUUCCCUUGUAGCUUUCCUGUUCCUGCCCCCCAAUUUAUGUAGAAAAGAGCAUCCCAGCUCCCCAGCGUCUGGCCUCCCCAUUUGUUUGCUAUCCCCGUGUGGUCAUCAUCGGUUGAUGUCUUUGUACCUCUUCCUUCCGGUCUCCAAGUUGUCUUUCAACUCCCCCUACUUUUUCUUCCCAAACAUGUUAUUGGAUUCUGGACAUUAACCUCAGUGUUUCCUAAAUACUGGCCUAGCCUCUGCCGGCCUUGCCCCCGCCACGCACACGUUUCAGAUCUGUCAGCAUGCCAGCUUCCCUACACCUCUACACACUGACCCAAUACAUCCUGCCCUGCAGGGUUCGGCUCCAUGUAUCCUUAGUUUCCUGUAGAACCUGCCUCUUCCAAAUAGCCUUGCCUUUUCCCACCUGGAAACACGCAAAGUGUGUGAAAGAUUUGAUGUAUCCAAAGCAAUUCAAACCUGGCCACAUACACCGGAAAAGAAAGCAUACAGAUGCGUAGUGGUAUUCUCACACCUUAGCAAAAAUCUCGUGUGCAGAUUCCAGAAUAUUCUUGUGAGAAAUGUUUCAAAUGCGUUACUGUGUGGCAGGGCAAUUUCCUUCUGUAAUGGUUGCUGUUACCCAGUAUUUGUUCUCUCACAGUACAGUAAAAAUAUUUGUAAAAUAAAACUGAUUUUAACCAGAAGAAGAAGCAGGUUAAUGGAUUGAAUAUUUAAGAAUGUCAAAAAGUCCGAGAAUAUACGGGGGUCUUGUCUUACAUUAGGAUAAGAUUUUGAUGAUGUAGAAUGAUUCCAGACAUUUCCCAGUUAUGCUCUCUGAUCUCUGAGUAUCAUAUUAUUGGCAAAGGAAAAAUUAGCAAGCCAAAAGGGGAGGAGGUAGAUGUCUAACUAAGGCAGAUUGGCUCAGAGCAUGAACAAUCAAUCCCCAUUUGCCCAGGUCAAUAAUGAAAGAAGACCCAGAGUAAGAAAGAAACAAAUGUGUGUCCAGCAGGCGGCCUUGAAGGAUUAAGAAUUAGGCAAAGCCUACUCUAAAAUACGGGAGAAAGCAGUUUUGAAAACCACCCAGAGAGAGCAGCCUCCUCUAUGGCCAAGUUCCCAGGCCAGUCACAGUUGAUAACAGGGUCCUGGUGAUCCUGGGGGUCCCAAAGAUCCUGGCGAUCCCUGCCUUCAUGUAGCUUAGGCAGGGCAAGAGUAGCAAAGCUGCAAUCAGAAGUGAAUCAUUUGGAAGUUUUUGUGGUUGAAGAUGCCCAGGAUGAAUCUGGGAAAUGGAUUAUGCCUGAGGCGGCCAUCUGUUUGUAGAACUCAAUUGAUCCCCAGCCUGCCAGGCUUCCUAUCCCAUAGGAAACAUCCUCAUCGAUCCGCUUCAGUUGGAGCCUUCCAAGUUUAAUCUGGAAGACAAAAUGUUUGGAAACCAAAAGAAGCUCACUCAAAAAAGCACAGGGAGUCCUCAGAGUUGCCGUUCAAUUAAUUUUAAUUGGAAAAUUAUGAAAAAGGGAAUAACCCUCUUAGUCUCGCACAGUGCCUUGCCUAGAGUAGGUAUUUAAAAAAUUACUUUGUUGAAGGGAUAAAUGGAAGAAUACAUGAGAAGACAGAAGGAAAAAUGGAUGUGUGAGUCCUAAUUAAAAAUGGAGGUAGACGUGAGAUGCCUGGCAUUUUGGAAAGUGAUCACAGAUGGCCAGCUCUCCGUUCAGCAUCUCCGGGACCCUCAGGUGCCUCUCCUCAAAGCUCCCUUCCACUUGUAGGAGAAGAGUGAGGCAAGGGGACCUCAUUGUUCUUACAAUCUAGCGCUGUGGUUCUCAAAGCGUGGUAUCUGGACUGAGCAGUAUCAGCAUCCCCUCAGACUUCCUAGAAAUGAAAAUCUGGGGUCCCCUGACUGCAGACCUACUGAAUCAGAAACUAUAGGGGGUAGGGCCCAGCAGUCUAUCUUUACCAGCUUUUCAGGUGACAGUGAUGUCCACAGAGCUUUGGGAACCACCACACUCGGCCACUCCAACUCAAUCCCAAAGAGAAGGCAGUGAUGAGAGCCUACAAAUGAGAGGGACCCAAGUGCCUACCAACUCGUGAAUAGCAGGAGCAAACACUAUGAGGAGUUUGGUGGGCUUCAGGCCAGAGGAGUGAAUGGGGAGGGAUGCAUGUGGAAGGGAAGAUUCAGGGCAAGCUAGAAAUCUGAUACUACAACAUUUUCCAAAAAUCCCAGAAGGCAAACUGUGCACGCUCUUCCCUGAACUACCCAACCAACAUUUUCUCCUUUGCCUUAUUCCUAAUUGGAUUCACGGUCCAAAAUGCAGAGGUUUGCUUUGCUUUUUUUCCCACAAGUUCCAAACAGCAACUUUGAGAGCAAUGGGGAGUUUGGCAACUGUUCUGUGUUUUCCAGGAUUCCAACUGAGCAUUGAAAUCCCUCAUUUGCCAACUUAUUUUUAUAGGAAGCCAAUUUAAAGAAAAAAAAAAAAAAAGAAAGUUUUCUUAUAGUAUCGGAACUACUUCUAAUUUUAAAAUGACUUUUUUGAUGUAUUUUUUGUUAAAUACUAUGUAGUGUAAUGUAUACUUGCUCUUGUUUAUUGCUUUUACAAUCAUAUUUAUUAAACAGAUAAUGUCUCUAAA